Molecule: messenger RNA, 1465 nt
Organism: Balearica regulorum gibbericeps (East African grey crowned-crane)
Lineage: Eukaryota; Metazoa; Chordata; Aves; Gruiformes; Gruidae
Source: RefSeq, a predicted model, not a curated record
AGUGAGCGAGAGAAGCAGGAACAAAUUGAGGUCCAGAAGGAGAAGCAGAGGGAGCUGAUCCUGCAGCUCAAGACACAGCUGGAUGACCUGGAGACAUUUGCUUACCAGGAGGGUAGCUAUGAUUCUCUGCCGCAGUCUGUGGUUAUGGAAAGACAACGGAUGAUUAUAAAUGAGUUGAUAAAGAAGCUGGACAUGGACUUGAGUGAAGAUAUUGCAACGCUCUCUCCAGAGGAAUUGCGACAGCGCGUGGAUGCUGCCAUAGCACAGAUUGUGAAUCCAGCCAGGGUGAAGGAGCAGCUGGUGGAACAACUGAAGACGCAGAUACGGGACCUGGAAAUGUUCAUCAACUUCAUUCAGGAUGAAGUUGGAAGUUCUGGUAAGGUGGAAGAUGGACACUGUGAAUGCGCAGGCAGAAAAGAUGGUGGUGGCUCCUACAAACCAAAUGCACGGCCUUCUGGAAAUAGAGUGAACCCAGAAGACGCCAGGAAGAUGCGAGAAACGGGCCUGCACCUCAUGCGUCGCAUGCUUGCUGUGCUACAGAUAUUUGCUGUCAGUCAGUUUGGUUGUGCUACUGGUCAGAUUCCUCGCACCCUCUGGCAGAAGGACCAAGCCAACAAGGACUAUUCCCCCUUAAUUAAGAAACUGGAGUUGUCGGUGGAGCGGGUGAGGCAGCUAGCUAUGAAACACCAGCAGGAAGACCACGUUAUCAGUUCCUCCAGUCUGCAGGACAUUCCCUUAGGCGGCAGAGAUGAGCUGACUCUAGCUGUGCGGAAGGAGUUGACCAUUGCUUUGCGAGACCUGAUGGCUCACGGGCUCUACGCCUCAUCUCAAGGAAUGAGCCUGGUAUUGGCACCCAUCGCGUGCUUGAUUCCUGCGUUCACCUCAUCCCCGCAGACCAUGCACCCCUGGGAACUCUUUGUGAAGUAUUACAACACUAAGAACGGACAAGCCUUCGUGGAAUCCCCGGCUCGCAAGCUCUCCCAGUCCUUUGCCUUGCCUGUGACAGGAGGAGUGGCCGUUACCCCCAAACAGAGCCUGCUGACAGCGAUUCACACUGUCCUCACGGAGCACGACCCCUUCAAGCGCAGCGCAGACUCUGAACUGAAAGCUCUGGUGUGUAUGGCACUAAAUGAGCAGCGUCUGGUCUCCUGGGUAAAUCUUAUCUGCAAAUCUGGAGCUCUGGUACAAUCCCACUACCAGCCAUGGAGCUACAUGGCAAACACAGGCUUUGAGAGCGCACUCAACGUUCUCAGUCGCCUGAGCAACUUGAAAUUCAACCUCCCAGUUGACCUGGCUGUCCGGCAGCUGAAAAACAUCAAGGAUGCUUUUUGAUGUAUUUUUAUUGUGGAUCAUCCAUUUUCAACAAGUAGGCAGCUGUUGGGCUCAAGAAGCCUGGCUUUUUUAAGACCAAGUUUGGCUCUUUAAAAUUGGUAUCUGCUUUUAGGGAAACGUUACGGUGUCUUGA